Molecule: messenger RNA, 1525 nt
Organism: Staurois parvus
Lineage: Eukaryota; Metazoa; Chordata; Amphibia; Anura; Ranidae
Source: the annotation of a GenBank genome assembly
AUGGAGCUCCCGGCCGCCGGUGAACAUGUCUUCGCUGUGGAGAGCAUCGAGAAGAAGCGGAUCCGUAAGGGACGUGUGGAAUACCUGGUGAAAUGGAGAGGAUGGUCAUCCAAGUAUAACACAUGGGAACCAGAGGAAAAUAUUUUGGACCCUCGACUGUUGGUUGCAUUUCAAAACAGAGAACGACAAGAACAGAUUAUGGGGGUACCGAAAACGUGGACCUAAACCAAAGCACCAUCUUCUGUCGGUGCCAUCAUUUGCUCGUCGUUCCAGUGUGUUGAGUGGCCUUCAGGAUGCUACAGUGGACAGCCAUACUAAGCCAGAUAUGGCAUCUAUAGCAAAGAGCCAGACUUACCAAUAUCAGUUGAACAGUAAAAAACACCACCAAUAUCAGCCGUAUGUCAGUGAUCACUCUGAAAAGCACCACAUGAGUAACAAAAGAAAAUAUUACUAUCAGCUGAAUAGUAAGAAACAUCAUCAUUAUCAACCAGACCCUAAGAUGUAUGGCCAGUAUUCCUCAGGGAAGGAUUCUCAGAACUCUUCUGAUCAAAGCAGACAUAAGGAGUCCUGGACUCAGAGUCGGCCUAUUGAGUUAGAGGCUCCUGCAAAGAAUGGCUUAGGAUUAGCUUUAAAUGGCUUGGACAGAAACCUCUCUAGCAGAGCUCCCACCAGCACAGUUAAAGAAGUGUCUGGAAAUGGAGUUGGGGGCAAAAUGAAAAUUGUGAAAAAUAAAAAUAAGAAUGGGAGAAUUGUCAUAGUUAUGAGUAAGUAUAUGGAGAAUGGUAUGCAGUCUGUGAAAAUUAAGUCUGCUGAGGAGGAUUGUGAAACAGAGCCUGGAAGGACAGUGGGUACAAAGGUCACCUGCAAUGGUGGCAGGACUUGUAAUGUGGUGGAAGAAAAACAAGAGACCUGGAAAAACAGAGCGGAGUCCAAAAUCACAGUAAUCGGGAAUAAAGGGUGUGGAGACCGGAAGACCGCUCCUCUUGCUGGCCUCCGGAGAACCUAUUCUAGCACUGAAUCUGUUCACAACCAGCCCUUGCCACUCACCACCAAGGAGGACAUGACCACAUGGACAAAUGGAAGCAGUUUAUCCAGUAAUAAAGAGUCACCGAAGGAAGUUGUAUAUAUUAACCCUAGAAAAAGGUGCUUGGCUGAGUUGGCAGAUGCUGGAAAUGCCUCCCAAAAAGUACUACCUUCACGAAGCGUUAGCGCUCCUGGAAGACUGGAGAACCAGGGUGGUGGUCAGAGCAUUCUGCCUGUUUCCCCACAAGAGCCGGACAUCAUUCUCUUAGACUCUGACUUGGAUGAACCAAUAGACUUGCGAUGUGUGAAGUCCAGGUGUGACAGUCAACAAGAAAUCACCAACCAUGUUGUUCAAGUGUCUGAAGAAUCCCAGGCCAGUGAACUAGAGGAUGCAAAGGAGGAACCAAGGACCGUAUUCAAACCUUUUUUUGGAAAUAUUGUGAUUACAGAUGUAACAGCCAACUGUCUUACUGUUACUUUCAAGGAGUAUAUAACCAUUUGA